AUGCCAACUUCAUCUCAAGAAGCAAAAACCUUGACAGUGAUCCCAUCAAGUUUGAAGAAGACAGUUUCAUCAGUUGUUAAUUCUACCAUCGAGAUCCCUCAUACCUUUGAGCAACUAAUUAUUCACACCCUUACUAGAAAUUUUCGGAAUGCUACACGUACAGUGCGCGCACCAUUGAAAUUGCCGAUUAAACCAGAUCAUGUUCUCUUAAAAAUCAUAUAUGCUGGAGUCAAUGCAGGCGAUGUGGAAUAUAGUAAUAAUGGUUACUUGAGUGGAACCAAAGAAGAAAUCAGCUCUAAACUUCCAUUUUAUCCUGGACUUGAGGUUGUAGGGUUAAUUGCUUUAGUGGGUGAUGAGGUUAAAAAUCUAAAAGUCGGCACUCCAGCAGCAAUACUUAAUAUGGGAGCUUAUUCUGAAUUUACCAUGGUACCCUCAGAACUCAUUAUUCCUGUUGAAUCACCCUACCUUGAAGUUGUUGCCAUGCUUGCUUCUGGACUUACUGCAUCCAUUGCUCUAGAGGCAUCACACAUGGAGUCUGGAGAGACAGUUCUUGUCACUGCUGCUGCAGGAGGAACCGGACAAUUUGCAGUUCAACUGGCAAAAUUAGCUGGAAACAAAGUAGUUGCAACCUGUGGAGGCAAGGAUAAGGCUAUAUUUCUAAGGGAUUUGGGAGUUGAUCGAGUCAUCAACUACAAAGAUGAAUCUGUAAAAGAUGUUCUUAAGAAUGAAUUCCCAAAAGGGGUUGAUAUUGUUUACGAAUCUGUUGGUGGUGACAUGUUUGAUUCAUGCUUCGAUGCGUUAGCAACUUUCGGGUGA
Molecule: messenger RNA, 816 nt
Organism: Lactuca virosa
Lineage: Eukaryota; Viridiplantae; Streptophyta; Magnoliopsida; Asterales; Asteraceae
Source: the annotation of a GenBank genome assembly